Molecule: messenger RNA, 1326 nt
Organism: Macroventuria anomochaeta
Lineage: Eukaryota; Fungi; Ascomycota; Dothideomycetes; Pleosporales; Didymellaceae
Exons: 1
Coding region: 1-1326 (441 amino acids)
Biological process (GO): GPI anchor biosynthetic process
Cellular component (GO): Golgi membrane
Molecular function (GO): glycosyltransferase activity
Source: RefSeq, a predicted model, not a curated record
AUGCACUUCUCUACGCGCACAAUUACCGGCAUCGCCGUCUUUAUCACGGUCACGAUACUCUACACAAUCAACGCAGUCUCCGCACGCGACCCUACUUCGUUCUUCUUCAACCCUCGCAAAGGGUACGCGGCCCGAUAUUCUGCUAUUCGACGCCAGCAGGCCGAGGACUUCCUCCAGGCCUACCACGAUGCGCCGAGCCAUAAAAUAGUCAAAGCUGGACACGAAAGAAACAGAAAGCUGUGUGUGGGCAUACCUUCCUUCAAACGUGAAGGGGUGCACUAUCUGCGAGAUACUGUUGGCUCGCUACUAGAAGGCCUGACACCGGAAGAACGACAGGAAAUAUACCUCAUAGUGUUUAUACCCCAUUCGAACCCGAACGUACACCCCGAGUACAAUGAAGCUUGGCUACCUGGACUGGCGGAUCAAGUCUUGACGUAUCAGUUUGGCGAUGACCAGAUGCAGCAUAUCCGCAACAUGGAGCGACAGGGUGGCUUGUACGUCGAGAAAGCGCUGUUCGAUUACAGAUAUCUCCUCUCAGCGUGUACCGAGCAGUUCACGCCAUACAUCGCUAUGAUCGAGGACGAUAUUAUAGCUAUGGAUGGGUGGUACCACCGUACGAUGGAUGCAAUCAACCUGGCUGAACAGCAGGCUGCAGAACGUCGAGCAAGGGCCGACUUCCUCUACCUACGCUUGUUCUACACAGAAGAGUUCUUUGGCUGGAAUGCUGAGGAUUGGAGGAGCUACCUGUACUACUCUGUGUGGGUAGCCGGCAUACCCACCGCGAUCCUGCUCUUCGUACGCUGCGUUCGACCCACGACCAAGCUCUCGCUUACCAUCACCACACCACGCUCGGUCAUCGCAAUCUACACUCUUCUCGCAACCAGCAUCCUAAUCUUCUUCGGCAUGGGCCGCAACACCGUACUUCCCAUACCCACUGGAGUGGCCGAAAUGUCUGAGUUUGGUUGCUGCGCCCAGGGCUUCGUGUUUCCCCAUCUCAAGGCUCUGGCCCUCGUCGACUACUUCAAGGACCGACGCCUUGGCUUUGUGGAUGUGCUCAUAGAAGACUACGCCAAUGAGAGAGGAGAACUGCGAUACGCCAUGACGCCGAGCGUUAUGCAGCAUGUCGGCAAGAAGAGCAGCAAGAUUGACGAUUAUGGGCCGCAAAGUAAGUGGGGCAGGAGUGUCGCAGAGAAGAUCUGGAGUUUCACGUUCGAGAAGUUCGAUUGGAGAAAGUUGAGGCAGGAGCACGAGGAGGAUGCCAGAGAGAGGAAGGAAGAGAGAGCCGAAAGAGAGGCACAAUUCGCCAAUCAGCAAGCUGGCGUCUGA